Telopea speciosissima is the source of this 1211-nucleotide messenger RNA. RefSeq lists its product as uncharacterized. Gene Ontology annotation, cellular component: exon-exon junction complex. The record is from RefSeq and is a predicted model, not a curated record. Bases 110 to 1156 code for a protein of 348 amino acids. The transcript has 4 exons. Lineage: Eukaryota; Viridiplantae; Streptophyta; Magnoliopsida; Proteales; Proteaceae. Gene Ontology annotation, molecular function: mRNA binding. Gene Ontology annotation, biological process: mRNA processing.
CUUUCCAAUCUGAGGACUAAAGGAGGACAGGAGCCGAAUCCAGGAGGGAGAGCCCUAGUCGCUGCCGUCUGUUCGGAAAGGAAGAAAAGGAAGCCGAAGACGUAGACAGAUGUCUCGACGGGAAGGUCGGGAAUACGAUGCCAAACGUCUCCCUUCCAAGCGUGAAAGAGAACUCAGAUUUUCUUUUGCUCUCAGUCCAAAGAGAACAAGAAGAGAUGGAAAACCACUGCCAGAGAGAACACCCAACAACCAUAAUUUGGAUCUUGUAGAUCAUCCAAGUUGGGAUCAAAAGCAUCGCAGGCAGUUGAAGGAUGCCUUACCACUUGAAGCUCCACCCACUAAGGUUGGGACUGAUAUAACAGACAAAGAAAUGGGUCUGAAGACCAAUGGACUGCAAGAUGGCGCCAAACAUCUCUCUGAUCCAACUGUAGUACCCCGGUCUCGUUCCUUUUUUCAGGUUUUGUUUCAGUUCAUGGAAAAUGUACUGUUGCACGAUGAGCGUGGUAGUGCUGGGCAAAGUGGUCGAAGACUCGUUCGCAGAGCAGCUGCUGACCAUGGAUGGUGGAGUGAUCCAAAGGAUCAGUCUGAUGGCAGGAUGAAUGACAAAAUGGAGCCAAAUGGCAUACAUCAAAGAGAUGGGAGAACCCAGGCUAAUGUAGACAAGAACAAUGUUUGGCGCCAUGAUGGGUUCUUUGAGUUAGAGGCGGAGCCAUCAGCCCCUUCAAAGAAAAGGCCUGCAUUUAGGGAGAAGAAGAUGCCACCAGACUCUGACACUGCAGGCAGUGUAAAAGGAACGGAAUCUGUUAAACAGGAUGUUGUUGAUCGUAUGGUGUCUGGUGGUGAACGAAAAGAGGAAAGAGGGGGGCUCUCUCGUCGUGAUGUGGACAGGACUGAGAGGUCACGCCCAGGAGAUUUAGAACCAAUCCACAGGGGUGAAAGGAGUGUCCCUCCCUCAAGGGAAAGGUUCCGAGGCAGUGGUAGCUUUAGGGGAAGAGACAAGUUCAGUGGAUGGCAUGGAGAAAAGAACCAGUACCAUUCGAGUAGUUUCCGGGCGGAGAAGUGGAAGCAUGAUCUAUUUGAUGAAGCCAAUAGGAGCCCAACUCCAAAGAAUGAAGAGGAACAGAUUGCAAAGGUUGAAGCACUCUUGGCCCUGUAGAAAAUUAGUUGCCCAGUAGGUUCUUAAUUCGGAGAUGCUAAUUGUUAUUGCUCAA